AUGUAUUGUCUAUCUGAAAUGCCAACUACAAUGAAUGGUUAUACAAGUGAAGAUGAAUUGGGCUCGGAUAAUGAUGAUUUUAAAGAAGAAGAACGUUUGUCUGUUAUGAACAGUGUCCAAGAUCUAUUUGAAUCAAAUAAAAAUUAUCCAAAUAUUUGUCAGAUGUUUGAAUCCUAUGAACAAAAAUUUAACUUUAAUCUAAACCAUUUUAUUCGUAAACAUAAUAUGAAUCAAUACGACUACAUUCAAUUUAUUAAUUAUGUUAGGAAAGAAAAACCAUCAGUCAAUUAUUUAAAAGAAUUAGAUCAAAAGUCGAUACCAUGGAAUGAUGAAAAAUAUUUUCAAGCAACAAUUGAAGAUGAUCCAGCUCUACAAUUUGAUAUUGAAGAAGAUUUAUCUCAAUUAAAAUUAAAUGACUCAGCUAGCAACAUAUUAUCAGAUGAAAAGAAAGAAGAUUUAAAUAAAAAUUAUGAGCAUGCACUAAAAAUAGCACAUGAAAAAAUUCAACAAUUAGAAGAACAAGUUCAAACGUUGAAAACACUAUCAUCUCGAUUAUUAGAAGAACAAGAUAAUAACGCUAGUAAAUCCAAUCAAUCGUUCAUACCAAAAAAAAGAUUAUCUGAUGAAGAUGAAGAUUAUUUUUCAUCUUAUAGUCAUUAUGGUAUACAUCAAGAAAUGUUACAAGAUAAAGUGCGUACUUCAAGUUAUCUAUCUGUAAUAGAACGAAAUGCUGAAUUAUUCAAAGAUAAAAUUGUGUUAGAUGUUGGUUGUGGAACCGGUAUUUUGUCAUUGGCUUGUGCAAAAGCUGGUGCUAAAUUAGUUAUUGCUAUCGAUAUGGCUGAUAUUAUUUAUGAUGCAAUGGCAAUAGCUAAAGAAAACAAUAUUGACGAAUCGAACAUUAUAUUUAUUCAUGGAAGAAUUGAAGAUAUUUCAUUACCAGUUGACAAGGUUGAUAUAAUCAUAUCAGAAUGGAUGGGUUAUUUCUUAUUAUUCGAGUUAUUACCUGAUCAGUUUUCUAUUCAUUUGUCGUGUUUUCAUUCUGACCAGUUAUAUUCGGACUAUGUGGAUUAUUGGUCAGAUGUUUAUGGAUUUAAAAUGUCAACAAUUGGAAAACAAAUAAUGAAUGACGGACAUGUUGUUGUUGUGCAAGAUAGUGAUAGAGUAACAAAUACACAUUGUAUCAAAAAUUUGGAUAUCUACACCUGUACAAGUGCUGAUAUAUCGUUUACCAGUUCAUUUUCAUUAGAAGUUAUUAAAACUGCACAAAUAUCGGGAAUUGUCUGUUAUUUCGAUGUUGAAUUUAAGAAUAAUCUUGUGCAAAAUGUUAGUUUUUCGACAUCUCCUAAAGCUGAUUUAACUCAUUGGAAACAGACUGUGUUCUUUUUGCCAAUACCAUACCAGGUUGAUGAAGGUACGUUCGAUCGAUGCCGCCUUGGUGGCUGA
Messenger RNA from Didymodactylos carnosus, 1443 nucleotides. Lineage: Eukaryota; Metazoa; Rotifera; Eurotatoria; Philodinida; Philodinidae. The record is from the annotation of a GenBank genome assembly.